AUGAGCACAAUUGAGCUGAAAAUCGAUAAACAAUUUUUGACGUCUCAAAAAUUUCCCUAUUUUUCGAAACCCCAAAUUAUUGGCGAGUAUUUUGUGAACAAAGAUAGGUGAGCGAGGAGAAAAUUGUGCCACGUGGCAUUUUUUUUUCAAAUCUUGAUGAAAAUUGUCCAUGGACAGUUUUUGGAGUCAUAAGAACACUCGAAAAAAUUUUGGACCUCUGAGCCAAGUUCUGGGCUCUCAAAAGUUCAAAAAAGGCCUAAAAUAGGUCCUUAAAAUAAUUCUUGUAAGAAAUAAAGUUUCAGAUACUUACAAAAAAUAUUUUAAGGACCUAUUUUAGGCCUUUUUUGAACUUUUUAGAGCCCAGAACUUGGCUCAGAGGUUCUAGAAUUUUUAGAGUGUUCUUAUGACUCCAAAAACUGUCCAUAGACACAAAUUUCAAGAUUUGAGGUUCCUUUGUGAAAAACAUAUCAAGAACAAUUUUUGCAUUGAAAAAUUCGAAUAUUUUUUGAAACGUAUUUUUUCUGGGAUUUUUUUGAAAUUAAAUAUGAUCAUGUUUGAUGUCAAAAUGCUCUAAAUUAUCUCAAAAAUCUGAAAUUUCUGGAAUUUUUCGAGCAUUUUGAGAUCAAACAUGACUAGUUUCAGAUUCAAAAUUAAUUUCAAAAAUUCUGAAAAAAUUCAGAAUAUUCAGUUGAAACUAGGUCAUGUUUGGGCUCAAAAAUUGCAGAAUUUUCUAGAAAAUCUGAAAUUCCCGGAAUUUUCCGAGCCCUGACAUGACUAAGUCAGAAAAUUCAAAAUUUUCAUUCCAGAUCAAUUCAAAUCGGUCGAAUGGCUGCAAAAAAUCUCAACGACACUCCGCUGCGGAAUCCGCGCGGCACUUCCGCGCCUGAUUUCGAUCUCGACGCGGGAUUUUCCGCAUUCGACCCAAAAGACCCGGGUGAACGUCUCGAGAUCCUUCAAAAAUGGUGUGAAAAAAUGGCGCCGGCAGGCGGAAGGUUGCGGAAACUUCUCCACGGUGCGGAAUUUUUCACGUGGCGCGGAUUGCUCACUAAAAUCGGUGCGACCGUCUACGCGGCAAAUGACACGUGGCGUUUCCGCGCGUUCCGCAUUCAUGGCGUCGUUUUUAUGUGCGAAGAGGAGACGGAAGACAAGACGCGGAAAAUGGAGGCGCAAACGGACAGGGAAAAACAUAUGACGUAUUGGGGACACAAAUUUGAGCAGUAUAUGACGUUGGAUGAUGGAAUGGUGAGCGAAAACUACGAUGCUCCGCGUUUACGCGGUGAUUUUUGAGUGAUUUUGGGGCGAAAACUACGACGCUCCGCCUUUACACUCCCAAUUUUCCAGGACCUUCCCGACACAAAUCAACCAGUUUCAACACGCGAAGAAUUCGCCACCGUCAUUCGAACCACCCUGGAAAGUUCUCAAUCCAAUCGUCGUCAACCUCUCGAACUCUUCUACUCAGCCGAAAUCGAUUGUUUGGAUCGAGAUGGCAAAUAUGUGGAACUCAAAACCAACAAAGGCGAUUUACGUGGAUGGUUUUGGACGGCUGGUGCAAAAAGUUUGAAGUGGUGGUUGCAGAGUUUUCUGGUGGCUAUCGAUUAUUUAGUGGUCGGACAUCGAGAUGAUCGGGGAAUUGUGACGAGGGUGAGCAGAAACUACGACACUCCGCUUUUACACAAGAAAUCUCAAUUCGCAGGUCUCCUCAAUUCAAACCGCCCAACUCCAAAAACAAUCACAAUGGUACGGUGGAGCCGCAAUUCGACUGAUCUCUCAAGUUCUCACACAACUCUCCGAUUUUUUGCCCAACGAAAAUCAGGCAUGUGUUGUGGAAUUUGGUGGUGGUGAUGGUGAAAAUACGAUUCGAUUCUCGAGAUGUUCGGAAGAUUUGUGUGAUUUUGUGCCUGAAGAGUUUAGAAGAAAGUUUUGGUGA
This is a messenger RNA of Caenorhabditis angaria, 1927 nucleotides long. NCBI's taxonomy places the organism in Eukaryota, Metazoa, Nematoda, Chromadorea, Rhabditida, Rhabditidae. The record is from the annotation of a GenBank genome assembly.